GGAGACUACUUUGACAGUUGUGAGGUUCCGCAGCCUGGAGUAGUUCAACCUGCAGCUAAAACAGUGUCCUUUAGAACUAUAGUCUCGACGAAACCAGUCGUACCAGGGAAAGUCACUAGUCUUUAUUCAAGACAUUUAGUUUAUAGCUUCUCGUGGCGAGUUAGAGAUUUACUUCAUACCUGGAGAGAGCACCUGUGAAGGAGCUGUCCUGUUUAUUCGUCUAGCCAGUGCGGCUUCUUCCGGUACUGUGAGCAAGCUGGAUUCCCGCAGCUCCUCACCAUGUCUGGCGGGUUAUAGAUAUUCCAUGGAGCAACCAAACCUCUAUGAGGUCGCCCCACGACCCCUAAUGACCAGCCUAGCCCAGAGCCAGAGUCAGCAAAGCGCCUACUGCUACAAAGACCCCUCCGCUGCUGGACCCGGAGCAGGAGGAGACCUCGGCGAGAUCUGUGAGAACGAAAACUCCAUUGACAUCAGCGCCUACAUCGACCCUGCAGCCUUCAACGACGAGUUCCUGGCUGAUCUAUUCCACAACAGCUCGAAGCAAGAGAAACUCAAGCUGGCGAACAGUGAGUACGAAUCCUACCCCCACGGGGUGAGCUCUGGCUCGGGGGCGCACCACCAACAGCAGCAGCAGCAGCAGGGCUAUGGUUGUAUUCCCGGGUAUAUGGACACAUCUAAACUUGAACCCAUUUACGAUAACCAGUCCACGAGAAUCAGACCUGUGGCGAUAAAGCAAGAGCCCAGAGAAGAAGAUGAAAUGAGCCAUUCUAUGCCUCCAACCUACCACCAUUCCCACCAGCAUCUCCCACAGCACCUAUCCCACCUUCAGUACCAGAUUGCGCACUGCGCGCAGACGACCAUGCAUCUCCAACCGGGACACCCGACGCCUCCACCGACGCCCGUCCCGAGUCCACACCACAGGGAUGGCAGCAUGUCCUCCGUUGGAUCCAUGAAGAUGAUGGGACGCGACGACCGAGACCGGGGUAAAUCCAAAAAGCGCGUCGACAAGGCCAGCACGGAGUACCGGUUGAGGCGGGAGAGGAACAACGUCGCGGUGAGGAAGAGUAGAGACAAGGCGAAAAUGCGCAAUGUUGAGACGCAGCAUAAAGUGAUCGAGCUGGCGUCGGACAACGAAAGACUGCGGAAGAGAGUGGAACAUCUUACCCGAGAACUGGACACAUUAAGGGGCAUCUUCAGACAACUUCCCGAUGGAUCUUUCAAACCCAUGGCCAACUGCCAGUGAACACGGACUAUAGUAGCUUUUACAUUGGGACUUUUAAACACUUACUUGUACACGUCUCCUGGAUAUAGCCUCUACACGCUAUAGAUUGAUCUGACAGAUUGUGACUACAACAGUUUGUUUCUUCAGGAGAGACAGGGCAGCUGAGGUAUACAAGCCUUCUGUACUUUAAACAAUAAGCUCAUUUCUCCACGUUUAAACAGUGGACCUGUGUUGUGUGUGUGUGUGUGUGUGUGUGUGUGUGUGUGUGUGUGUGUGUGUGUGUGUGUGUGUGUGUGUGUGUGUGUGUGCCUUUUUAUUACAUAACAUUGUGUGUUUAGCCACGCAAAAACAACAUAUCAGUGCAGCUGAAGGAACAGGGGCAUGAUUUUCACAAUAAUCACUAGCCUGCUCGAUGUUCAUGUUUUAACGUUCGCAUCUCAAUACCAUGUUCUUGUCUUACUAAACUAAACAUGUGUGCAUUUGACUUAUAGAGCUACAGUAUAUUAUUAAACUGCAAAGUGCACACAGCUUUCCACAUAAUUUUUUUGUUUGUUUUUUUUGUGCAAAACAAAACAAAUCUGAGCGGUGAUCAGAAUGUUUCCAUGUAUUUGCUGUUCAGACAUUAAGACCAUAUAAAGGUGACAGCUAGAACUCAUAUCCUGCUGCUGUCUGCUGCGUCAGCAUUCACACGUCGGGGAGAUCUAUGGACGGAAUUAAACGCCGCAGCAAACGACUGCAAACGUGUUAUACUGUGGUACCUGCUUCUUCACGAGCAGUUUUUGUCGCGCGCACUAUAAAAUGUCUUCAAAAUACAACGGAAUGAGGCACAUUUUGUAUUUCUUCCAUAUGUUUUUGGGUACUAAUCUGAACACGCCUCUCAGUGUAAAUAAAAACUCUUUAUAAACUCAAAGCUUUCUAUUUAUGUAUAAUUGAUCUUUUAUUUUUUUUUUAUGUGAAAAGGUUCCUCUUCACUCUUAGAUAAAAGGGUUCUUCGGCUGUCUCUGUAGGAGAACCAUUUUUGGUUCCAGGUAAAAACCCUUUUGUGUUCCAUGUACUGUAGAACCCUCUGUGGAAGGUUCUACUUAGAACCGUAAAGGGUUCUACCUGGAAUCAACAAGGGUUCUUCAAAGGGUUCUAGAUUGCACCUUUUUUUUCUUCAAGGAAAGUAUAACUAUGCAAUUUUUGUUGCCCUCGUCUUCUGUCUGAUGAUUUGACACGAAGAAGAUCCAACCCUUUGGCCUGUUUUCUCACUGGUUCAGCUGUGAAAUACUGUUUGAAGCUUUGCUUCUCCACAGUGUCAACUGGACUGUCACUGUUCUUUUUCCCUGAGCCCCCUCUUCCUUUACAAGCCUGAUGUCAUCAUGCAGUGCCUUUUGACUUCUCUCUCUCUCUCUCUCUCUCUCUGUGAAGUAAGACUUUGGACUUUACCACUGGCUGAGACUUCUCGGAUUCUAUACAUGUUCUAGAAUGUUCUAGACUCUUCUUGGAUUCUAUACAUGUUCUAGAAUGUUCUAGACUCUUAUUGGAUUCUAUACAUGUUCUAGAAUGUUCUAGACUCUUAUUGGAUUCUAUACAUGUUCUAGAAUGUUCCAGACUCUUAUUGGAUUCUAUUAAACAAAUGCUAACAUAUAGAGACUUUUACAUUAAUAAGGAAAAGGAAGCACUUUUUAAUGUUUUUUUUUUACAAUGCUAAUGUUGCCAAUGUUAUAGAAAAAAUGUUUAAAAUGUAAAAAUGAACCUAUAUGAUGACAUUAUGAAUUAUAAUAAAAGAGCAGCGUCUCAUUGGAA
This is a messenger RNA of Oncorhynchus gorbuscha (pink salmon), 3010 nucleotides long. RefSeq names its product CCAAT/enhancer-binding protein alpha-like. The transcript has a single exon. Gene Ontology annotation, molecular function: RNA polymerase II cis-regulatory region sequence-specific DNA binding; DNA-binding transcription factor activity, RNA polymerase II-specific. The coding region runs from base 305 to 1243 and encodes 312 amino acids. Lineage: Eukaryota; Metazoa; Chordata; Actinopteri; Salmoniformes; Salmonidae. The record is from RefSeq and is a predicted model, not a curated record. Gene Ontology annotation, biological process: regulation of transcription by RNA polymerase II; DNA-templated transcription; myeloid cell differentiation.